AUGCCCUCCUCUUCACUCGCCGAAUACCUCGCCAAGAACUACCUCACGGCGGACCCAGCUACCGAACGCCCCAAAAAGAAACGCAAGAAGACCAAACACGCCGACACCGCCGCCGCCGGCCUGAUCAUCGCCGACGACGACCCGCCCGAUCUACGGACCGCCGGGUCCCAAUUCGACGAGGGCGACGAGAGCCCAGCCGUCGUGAGCUCGGCGCGGAGCGCGGAGUUCCGGCGCGCGAAGAAGUCGAACUGGAAGACUAUUGGCGGGGCGGAGGAGCAGGAUGCGGCGGACGCGAUCAUCGCGUCUGCGGCGGCGGAGAACGCGGCGCGGCGCGGGGAGGGCGAGGAUGGGGAGGAUGAUGCGCCGGCUGUAGUGGAGGGAGCGGAGGAGGAGGAGGAGGAGGAUGGGGGAUUGCGGAUGGAGUCCGGGGCGCGGGCGGGGUUGCAGACGGCGGCGCAGACGGCGGCGAUGGUGGCGGCGCAGGAGCGGCGGAAGCGGGUGGAGGCGGCGCGGAAUGCAGAGCGGCCGGCGGAGGCGCAGGAGACGAUCUACCGUGAUGCGUCUGGGCGGAUCAUCAACGUAGCGAUGAAGCGGGCGGAGGCGCGGCGGGCGGAGCAGGAGAAGCGCGAGAAGGAGGAGGCGGCGAAGGAGGCGCUGAUGGGUGAUGUGCAGCGGCGGGAGCGCGAGGUGCGGCGGCAGGAGAUCCAGGAGGCGCGGGCGAUGCCGCUUGCGCGGACGAUUGAGGACGAGUCGCUGAAUGAGGAGUUGAAGUCGCAGGCGCGGUGGAAUGAUCCCGCCGCGCAGUUCCUGACCAAGUCCACCGGGCCGGGAGUGAGUGUGACGGGACAGCCGCUGUACAAGGGGGCGUUUCAGCCGAAUCGGUAUGGUAUCCGGCCGGGACACCGGUGGGAUGGGGUGGACCGGAGUAAUGGGUUUGAGAAGGAGUGGUUUGCGGCGAGGAACAAGAAGGGGAGAAUGGAGGCGUUGGAUUACCAAUGGCAGAUGGAUGAGUGA
This is a messenger RNA of Aspergillus clavatus NRRL 1, 1014 nucleotides long. It is a transcript of the gene cwc26, whose product is annotated as putative cell cycle control protein (Cwf26). Gene Ontology annotation, molecular function: RNA binding. The record is from RefSeq and is a predicted model, not a curated record. The coding region runs from base 1 to 1014 and encodes 337 amino acids. Gene Ontology annotation, biological process: mRNA splicing, via spliceosome. NCBI's taxonomy places the organism in Eukaryota, Fungi, Ascomycota, Eurotiomycetes, Eurotiales, Aspergillaceae. Gene Ontology annotation, cellular component: RES complex; U2-type spliceosomal complex. The transcript has a single exon.